AUGGCUGCUGCUCCAGCUUUGAAUUUGCUUUUUAAUUGCAACCAAAUGCAAACACUUAAUGGUUCAAACUUCAAGAAGUGGAAACAAGACCUAGAAUUAUGUCUAGGGUAUAGUAACUAUGAGCAUGUGUUGAAUGAAGAUCCCCCAGCAGAGUUGACACCCACUAGCACUAGAGAAGCUAAGGAUAAAUAUGCACAGUGGCAUAAACACAAUAGGAUGGCCCUGGUCAUUAUGAAGAGAUCUAUGUCAGAAGCUGUUAAGGGUGGCAUACCUGAUGCAAAAUUGGCCAGAAUGAAGUUUGAUGGGGUAGGAAGCAUCAGGGAAUACAUUUUGAAGGGAACUGAGAUUGCUGCAAAACUGAAGGCUUUAGGGGUUACCAUAGAUGACCCUUUCCUAGUCCACCUUAUCCUAAACUCAUUACCAUCUCAAUACUCUCAGUUAGAGUGCAACUACAACACACAGAAGGAAAAAUAG
Molecule: messenger RNA, 474 nt
Organism: Rosa chinensis
Lineage: Eukaryota; Viridiplantae; Streptophyta; Magnoliopsida; Rosales; Rosaceae
Exons: 3
Coding region: 1-474 (157 amino acids)
Source: RefSeq, a predicted model, not a curated record